UGCUUGCCGUCCCAUGCGCACUCGCUCAGAUUUGGUGCCCGGCUGCCCGUCAUCUUUUAUCCUUAUCCGACCUUGUUGUUUCCACCACGGCUACGGCUCCAUCUGCUGGGAUAUUGGAAAGCAUAUUGCUAGAAUAUUACUCGGCCAAUUGCACACACGAGACCCAACAAUACAACAUGCCAAAGAUGCUGUUCCUAGGAACGGCCAUCCUUAAAACCUGAAUCAUCGAUGUUUACGACGAGACCAUAAGACAAACCAAGCGUUCUUCCUUGUUCCAUUGUUAUUGCCACUCGCGACGUAAGGAAGAGGGAUGGAAGAAGAGGAAGCGAUGAAGAAACAUGUGAAAAUGUUGCAAUUGGCUGGUGUUGAAUCUCUUCUAUCCAACGGAGGAAAGGAAGUAUCUCUGUCCUCCAUUGAAGAGAAGAUGACCUGCCUCUUCUUCUCGGCUCACUGGUGCAGGCCAUGCAGGAACUUCACCCCAAAGCUAAUCCAAAUCUACACAAUGCUCCGGAAUACUGGCAAGAAUAUCGAAAUUAUCUUCAUAUCACUUGACCAUGACGAGGCAAGCUUCUUGGAUCACUUCAAAAGCAUGCCAUGGCUCGCUUUGCCAUUCAACACUAGCCUAAGGCAAAAGUUGUGCAGUCACUUUGGCAUUGAGCAUAUCCCCGCACUGAUUCCUUUGUCAGUAACAUCAUCUGGUGGACUGGGAUUCCAAGAUGAUGUAGUGGAGCUGGUUGAGGAGUACGGAGCAGAUGCAUACCCCUUCAGUGCAAAUAGGAAAGGGGAGCUAGAAGCCUUGGAUGAUGCCAGGAGACAAGGAGGUAAGCUUCAGGAGCUUCUUGGCUGCAAGGACAGAGACUUUGUCAUAAGCACAGAUGGCAUAAAGAUUUCUAUAGCUGACCUUACUGGGAAGACUGUUGGACUGUACUUUGGGGCACACUGGUGCCCACCUUGCCGCUCAUUCACGAAAAAGCUGAUAGAGGUGUACAAUGAGCUGAAGAUACUGAGACCUGGAAAUUUUGAGGUUAUCUUCAUUUCCAUAGACCGCAGCAAAGAGGAAUUCCAAGCAAGCCUAAGUGCUAUGCCUUGGCUUGCCAUCCCCUAUUCUGACACUGCCAGGCAAGAGCUAACAAGAAUCUUCGCUGUCAAGGGCAUCCCAACACUCCUGAUACUUGGUAUGGAUGGUAAAGUUCUAAAAACAGAUGGCAGAACAGCAAUUUCAGCUUAUGGUGCAACAGCAUUCCCAUUCACGGAAUCUAGAGUUUCUGAAGUGGAUGAAGCACUCAGGAAGGAAGGAGACAAGCUGCCUCACCAAGUGAACGAUCCACGACAUAGUCAUGAGCUCGAAUUGGACAUGGCCAAGGCCUAUGUCUGUGAUGAAUGCCUGCAGGAGGGGAGGCAUUGGGUGUUCUCUUGUAAGCAAUGUAACUUUGAUCUUCAUCCCUCCUGUGUAGAAGAAAGUAAUUAGUGAAGACAGCAUCUAAGAUAUGUGUAUAGUUAAACUACGCAGUUUUACCAUCAAUGUGGACUAGAGAAAUGCUCCUACAAUCAUGCUAUAAACUUUAUAGGACUCAAUGAAAGCAAUGGAUAAGAUUCCUAUUUGCUUAA
This is a messenger RNA of Panicum virgatum (switchgrass), 1608 nucleotides long. RefSeq names its product probable nucleoredoxin 3. The record is from RefSeq and is a predicted model, not a curated record. Gene Ontology annotation, molecular function: thioredoxin-disulfide reductase (NADPH) activity. The transcript has 4 exons. NCBI's taxonomy places the organism in Eukaryota, Viridiplantae, Streptophyta, Magnoliopsida, Poales, Poaceae. The coding region runs from base 311 to 1468 and encodes 385 amino acids.